CUGUUUCUUAAGACGUCCAGCUUCAUCACGGAGUUUCUCUCGGUUUGUGGGCUCGUCUAAAGCUGAGUAACAGGAGGAGAGGAGUCUGGUGGAACAGCAGAGGAACAAUUUCAGCCAUUUACACUCAGCUCAGCCACUACAGAGGAAACAAUGUCUUCAACACAAAAGGACCAACAUGGAGCAAGAAGUCAGCGCUCUCAGGAGGCCAACAAACAUCACAGAAGAAAGGGAGAGAAAACAUACAGCUGUGAUGAGUGUGGGAAGUCUUUUACCCAGGCUGGAGGCUUAAAAAAACACCAAGUCAUCCACAGAGGAGUUCGACCUUACAGCUGUGAUUUGUGUGAGAAAUCUUUUACCCAGGCUGGAAGCUUAAAAACACACCAACUCAUCCACAGUGGAGUUAAACCUUACAGCUGUGAUUUGUGUGGAAAGUCUUUUACCCAGGUUGGAGGCUUAAAAGAACACCAACUCAUCCACAGUGGAGUUAAAUCUUACAGCUGUGAGUUAUGUGGAAAGUAUUUUACCCUGGCUCAAAGCUUGAAAAAUCACCAACUCAUCCACAGUAGGUUUAGAGCAAACUACUGUGACUUGUGUGGAAAGUCUUUUACCCUGGCUCAAAGCUUAAAAAAUCACCAACUCAUCCACAAUGUAUUUAAAGCCCACUAUUGUGACUUGUGUGGAAAGUCUUUUACCAGGGCUGAAGACUUAAAAAGACACCAACUCAUCCACAGUGGAGUUAAACCGUACAGCUGCGAUUUAUGUGGAAGGUCUUUUGCCCUUGCUCAAAGCUUGAAAAAACACCAGCUCAUCCACAAUGGAGUUAAAGCAUACAGCUGUGACAUGUGUGGAAAGUCUUUUACCCUGGCUGGAAGCUUAAAAACACACCAACUCAUCCACAGUGGAGUUAAAGCAUACAGCUCGUACAGCUGCGACUUUUGUGGAAAAACUUUCAGCCUCAUAGGGAACCGAAAUAUUCACCUUCGGAUUCACACUGGACAUGAUGUUUACUGCUGUGAUCAAUGUGGGAAACUGUUUUCAACAAAUACACAGUUACAAAGACACUUGCUUACCCACACUGAGGAAAGACCUUAUAAAUGUGACCUGUGUGAGAGGACUUUUAAAUCUCCACAUUACCUGAAAAAGCAUCAACAGGGAAACCACCACAACAGAAAGUAACUCUACAAGUGCAGUUAUUGUGAGCUAUUUAAGGUGAUGUCCAGGAUAAAAAUGUUGAAGGAAUUCCCUGACUUAAACGGUCUCUGUUUAGAAGCAGAACAACAGAGAUGGAUCCAGUUCUCAACCCUGUCGUCACUUUGGUGGUGGGAAAGAGUUUCUCUGUGACCUUUGUGGAAAAACCGCCAAUCAUCAACAGGACCUAAAACCUCAUCAACGUAGACACACUGGAGACAAAAUGAACUACUGCAAAGAAUGUGGGAGAGGCUUCCACACUCCAAGUACAUUAAAAAUACAUGAACUCUUCCACAGUGGAUUCAAAAAGCACAUCUGUGACCAGUGUGGGUAAUCCUUCACCACUGGACAUGAGCUUAAAGAACAAGAAUAACAAAUCCACACAGGAGAGACACCAUACAAGUGCAGACACUGUGACAAAAGCUUCUCACAAUCAGGUCAUCGUAACAAACAUGAACAUACACGCAUGGAAGUGAACUUCAGCUCUGACCAGUGUGACAAGAGCUUCAGGAAUGUCAGUUCAUACUCUGAACACAAACGAUUCCACGCUGUAAAUAAACUGUUUCACUGUUA
This is a messenger RNA of Oreochromis aureus, 1761 nucleotides long. RefSeq names its product zinc finger protein 235-like. Gene Ontology annotation, cellular component: nucleus. Lineage: Eukaryota; Metazoa; Chordata; Actinopteri; Cichliformes; Cichlidae. The transcript has 5 exons. The coding region runs from base 151 to 1176 and encodes 341 amino acids. Gene Ontology annotation, molecular function: DNA-binding transcription factor activity, RNA polymerase II-specific; RNA polymerase II transcription regulatory region sequence-specific DNA binding. The record is from RefSeq and is a predicted model, not a curated record. Gene Ontology annotation, biological process: regulation of transcription by RNA polymerase II.